Molecule: messenger RNA, 918 nt
Organism: Fusarium coffeatum
Lineage: Eukaryota; Fungi; Ascomycota; Sordariomycetes; Hypocreales; Nectriaceae
Exons: 1
Coding region: 1-918 (305 amino acids)
Biological process (GO): spindle assembly
Cellular component (GO): cytosol; HAUS complex
Source: RefSeq, a predicted model, not a curated record
AUGGCGCAUCACCGCCUACUCAGUGAAGACUCGGCCAUCUUCUCUCCUUCCGUUGCUCGCAUCGCUGCCUCCACCGCCCGCGACUGGUCAUAUAUCGACGCCUGGCUCUCUUCGAAAUUCCACCCUCGUCCAGUCCCUUCCUUCGAGCGCAAUAACGAUACGCUCAAGGCUCUACUAGCCCUGGCAUCUGUGAACGAAUCGGCAGACGAGGAGCGUAAUUUGGUCGCAAAAGCUGAAGCCGCCGCAUUACAGGAGCUCACCGACUCCGAAGCUAAGAUCGAGAACAAGAGUCGGCCGUUGCGAGAAGGCCUGAUCGAAGCUGUGCAACACAACCUCCCUGCCGAUGGACACACAGCUCUUGAUGCUAUGGGAAACAUAGCGCUGCAAUUUGGUGUCGCCUUUCCGGAGCCAGAGACGUUGGGUCAACGGAUGAUUCAGCUUCAAUCAAGCAUACAUGAUGCAGAACAAAUGAAGACCCGCGUCGAAGUCCUGCACAAGCACAUUGACGAGGAAGCAGCUCGCAUAAACAAUAUACUCAAAGACCUCCAAAGCGAAGAUUACCAGCCUCCGGCGCAUCUGGCCAAACAAAACCUCGAAAUGCAGCGCAAGAUUAAGGCUUUAUCCACCAAGCUCCCUGAGCUCCAAGACAAGGUUGCUUCACUUGCUGCAUCUUCCAACUCUUCGCACCCAACCAUUGCCGACCUCUCUCGCGACGAGCAAGAAUAUCUAUCAGUCCUGGCACAAAAGAAAGAGCUUGACCUACAACUGGCCGUCUUUCAGGGGUUACCAAGCAAUCCAGACAUGGCGAGAGCAGAAUUGGAAGAGCUGCGACAGGAACUUCGAUCUAUAGAAUCACAACGUGAUGCAGUCUUCGAAGGUUUAGUGGAGCGUGAGAGUCCGGUUAAACGACGACGCUGA